AUGGAGCCAGAAGUCACUUUCAACAGGACUAACACUGUGACUGCCAUACAUCCCUGCUAUGAAAUAGAUAACUUCAAUUUCAUAUUGACAAAGAGCCCUUCCAUUAUAUGUGUAUUAAUAUAUGCUUUUCUAAUGUUAUUGUCUGUUGUCACAAUAUGUGGAAACCUUCUGGUUAUAAUCUCUGUUUUUUAUUUCCAACAGCUCCACACUCCUACUAACUACCUUAUUCUGUCUCUGGCUGAGGCUGACAUGCUUGUUGGGAUCAUAGUGCUUCCUUUCAGCAUGGCAUUCUCAUUUAGCUCAUGUCUGUAUCAUGAAGGCUUAUUUUGCAAAGUGAAAGACAGUUUUGAUAUAUCACUCAGCACAGCUUCCAUUCUGAAUCUAUGUUGUAUUUCUAUUGACAGAUAUUAUGCUGUAUGUCAACCUUUGUCCUAUAGAACUAAAAUAAACCAUCGUGUCGUUCUUGUCAUGAUCCUGGUGAGCUGGGGGGGUUCUGCUCUAAUUGGAAUUAGUGUUAUUAUUGCUGGAUUAAAUAAUGAAACAUGUGAGGAAAGGUGUUUAAUUGAUGUUCUGAUAGCAAACACUAUUGGACCAAUUUUCUCAUUUUAUCUCCCAGUGAUCUUAAUGCUGUGUAUCUACCUAAAGAUUUUCCUUGUUGCACAUAGACAGGCUCGCAGCAUCCAGAACACAACCUGUCAGGGCAAAAAGUCUGGAGCAGCUGUCAGUAAGAUGGAGAGAAAGGCCACCAAGACUUUGGCUAUCGUUUUGGGGGUUUUUCUUUUAUGUUGGACUCCUUUCUUUCUUUAUAUAACCUUUCUGCCUUUCAGUAAUGAUCCAGUUCCAGUUCCUUUGAUUGAAACACUGAUCUGGCUUGCACUAACAAAUUCAAUGCUCAAUCCAUUUAUUUAUGCUUUCUUUUACAGCUGGUUCAGAUCAGCUUUUAGAAUGAUAAUUUCUGGACGGAUAUUUAAAGGUGAUUAUAGUAAUUCAAGACUGUCUUGA
This is a messenger RNA of Centropristis striata (black sea bass), 1002 nucleotides long. Its product is annotated as trace amine-associated receptor 1-like. NCBI's taxonomy places the organism in Eukaryota, Metazoa, Chordata, Actinopteri, Perciformes, Serranidae. Gene Ontology annotation, cellular component: membrane. The record is from RefSeq and is a predicted model, not a curated record. Gene Ontology annotation, biological process: adenylate cyclase-activating adrenergic receptor signaling pathway. Bases 1 to 1002 code for a protein of 333 amino acids. Gene Ontology annotation, molecular function: G protein-coupled receptor activity. The transcript has a single exon.